CUAAUGUUUGGGUAGUGUUAGCUAUCUAGGCUGCGGAAAUGUGUCGCCGAACAUCUUUUUUGUUUUUCUCCACUUUUCUGUUUGUCGAUCUCUUCGUGUUUGUCUCUGCAGAUCAGAAAAACAUCACAGCUACACCUGGACAAAAGAACGUCACUUUGCCAUGUCGAGCUCCAAACAACAACAUCAUUGUUGUUCUAGAGUGGAGCAGAGCUGACCUGGGAGAGAAAUAUGUGCUUCUGUUCCGGGAUGAGCAGCUUGAUCCAGAACAACAGCAUCCAUCUUUUAAGAACCGGGUGGAGCUGCUGGACAGACAGAUGAAGAAUGGAGACGUGUCUUUGAUUCUGAAGAAUGUGACGAGUACUGAUAAUGGGACAUACGAGUGUCGUGUCAUCCAGGGAGGAACUAAGCGUAGAAAGAGACGUGUUUUAGAUGGUGACCCCAUCAGCAGCAUCAACCUGAGUGUUGUUGAUCCUCCAGGUCAGACAGGAGGAGACACAGAGGAUGGAGGGAAGGAGGCUGGAGGGAAGGAGGCUGGAGGGAAGGAAGCUGGAGGUGUUGUACUGAUCGCUGGUCUGAGUGUUUCUGUUGUGCUUCUUGUUGCUGUUGUUGGUUUUUUGAUCUACAGAAAACAUAAACAACAGCAGAGUCAGGACUCAUACCAGCCUCCUGUUGAAUUUCAGCCUGUUUGAAAUGUCAGCUUAACAGUGAUUCUUGUGCUUUGCUUUCAGUCGUGUCACUGAAAACGUGGAAAGACAGAAAUCAGUAAUAUUAAACAUUUAGUAGGUACCUGUCAGACACGUCCAGAUUUUACUUUUAAUUUAUAUUUUACAUCAUUAAAGAGGACAAAGAUGUUUGGAAUAUAAACAGUAUUUCUCUGAUAUUACUCAGGAUCCUUUGAUCACAUGUUGCUGGUAUUUGACUCGUUUUAAAUGCAAUUAAAUUAAAAUGAAACCAAAGAAAAAACAUUUCUAUGUAGCUGCAGAGUCCAACAUUUCCUCCCUUUGACCUGGAACGAUUCAGCUUUAUUGAACUUUACCUUCCAUGAAGGACACUCUUCAGUCUGUUACUGUCCAGUUGUUACUUUCCUUUAAAUAGUUUCCUGACAAAGAUCCACAUGUGUUAGUACUUAAUAUGUGUUUUGUUUGUUUGUUUGUUUGUUUUAUUCCAACAUUUCCUGUGGCUGUACUUUGUUUUUGUUCUUUUUUUAAUCAGAAGCUCUGACUUCCUGAAACUGUUGAUGCAGAUUUUGUCACCUUGAGUCGAUCCAAAAUAAAUA
This is a messenger RNA of Pelmatolapia mariae (spotted tilapia), 1276 nucleotides long. Its product is annotated as programmed cell death 1 ligand 1-like. The transcript is spliced from 3 exons. Gene Ontology annotation, biological process: T cell receptor signaling pathway; regulation of cytokine production. Gene Ontology annotation, cellular component: external side of plasma membrane. Gene Ontology annotation, molecular function: signaling receptor binding. NCBI's taxonomy places the organism in Eukaryota, Metazoa, Chordata, Actinopteri, Cichliformes, Cichlidae. The coding region runs from base 39 to 689 and encodes 216 amino acids. The record is from RefSeq and is a predicted model, not a curated record.